GUUGAAAGUUUCCUUAUUGGCGUUGUUGUGUCUAGGGAUUCAACUUAUUGCAUAACCCUUCCGCUUACUUUAUUUCUCUGUCAGGCUUCUUUGAUACUUCCAUCGAUCUAACAAGGGGAAAUUACUGUUCCUUUAAUGAGUCAAUUAUUAUUGUGUUGUGGCAGAAUAGUAUAAUGAAAUCGUCUAAAACUGCACCUCUACUUCUAAGGGGGUGACAUUUUGCAGACCAAGCGACUGUCAGCCAUAAUGAAUCGCAAGGAAUCAUUGCUAGAGGUUUUCAGCCUCUUCGACGACAACGGGAAUGGCUACGUGGAGCAAAGGGAGCUCAGGGCCUUGUCCAACAACCCAACGGCAGAGGGUCGCAUGGAUGAGGCCCUGGAGACGCUGGCCCUGCUGGAUGUGAACGGCGACCGCAGGGUGUCGGCGCAGGAGUUCGUGCAGGUGUUUGAGUUCAUCGGUGCCCAGAUGGGCGACCCGGAGUUCGAUGCGCUUGUGGGCGACAUGCGCCAGCAAGCGGGCGCCUCCCUCAGUCGCGAGGAAAUGCUGCGCCGCGUGUUUCAAAAGCUGGACCGGGACAAGUCGGGCUACAUUGAGAUGCACGAGUUGCGCACCCUGGUGGGCCGAGUGGCGCCCGCGGAGUCGCUCCACCGCGCGCACGGCACCCUGCGCAUGUUCGACACCAACAGCGACGACCGCGUGUCGUGCGAGGAGUUCCUGGCAGUGUUUGGAUUCCUGGCGCAGCAGAUGGACGACCGGGAGUUCAAGGCCUUCGUAAGCCGGUUGGCGCGCAAGGGCUUCGAGGCGCUCUACGAGGAGGACUACCGCCACCCGCAUGGUUGCCGCUCCUGGCUGUUGUCGGAGGUGGUACCGGUGCUGCGGGGCGGGCUGCUGGCGCUGGUGCGGGAGGUGGAGCGGGACGCGCUGGACCUCGCCACGGGUAUCCCCUGGGACGAGGGCGUGCACAUGCCCCGCGGCUGGCGCCCCUUCUCCCCCAUGCGCUGGCUGGCGGGCUGGCUGGAGGCGGCUGCCACUGCCCCCCCGCGGCGGGGCUCGGAGGGGGGGGCGGGAGGGGGGGAGGGCGAGGGCGAGGGCGCGGGCGGCGAGGGGUCGGCGAAGCGGCUGGAGGCGAUGAGUCGGGAGGAGAAGCUGGCGUACAUAUUCAGCCAGAUCGAUACCAAUGCCAGCGGCUCCAUCCCCGCCCACAACCUGGUGUCCAUCGCCGAGCUGAUUUUCGCGGAGGGGGCGGGUGGGGUGACCGACCCGCGGGACGUUAUCGACCCCGUGCUGGCGGCGCUGGGCAUCCACCCGCUGGACUCGGUGGUGGAUGCGGUGGAGUUUGAGCAGGCGCUCACGCAGAUGACCUCCCUCCUGAGUGACGCCGAGUUCGACGAGGCAGCCCGAGUGGUGGCGGCGCAGCGGGACUGGAGGUACUGCAGGAGCCGGGCCGACAAGUUCAGGUACCUGUUCCACUCGCUGGACCUGGACCACUCGGGCGCACUCACCUUCAACGAACUCAAGGCCAUGGCUCAGCGCAUGGACCCGGACGUGACGGAGGAGACGGUGUCGGCCUCCCUGGACUACAUGGACCGAGACCACUCGGACACGGUGAGUGCUGAGGAGUUUGUGACCGCGCUGUCCUCCCUGCUGGGCCACGUGGACAGCGAGGCGGCGCUGGACGACAUGGUGCAGCGCAUGAUGCACCUGCGGGGGGGCGCCGACCCCGCAAACGAGGUGGAGCCGCCGGCGCUUGCGGAGUUCGUGAGGGGGCUGCGCACGCAUGGGGUGGCGGCGCAGCUCUCCACCAGUAUCGUGCUGGACAAGCUCAGCAGCCGCCAGCCGCUGGUGCUCCUAGACGUGCGGCCCGACGAGGAACGAGCCGUCUCAGUCAUGCCGGGUGCCCUGCCCCUGGCCCUGCAGCCCGCACCCGCCGCCACUUGGGGCUACUCCCUGGCUGGCGGCCCCGCGCCUGCAGUCGCCAAGGUACGGGAGGCGCUGGCGGCGGUGACGGCUGCGGCGCAACCCACCGCGCAGCCGCCGGUGGUUGCCGCGUACUGCAGCACGGGGGAGCUGGGGGGCGUGGCGGCGUUGCUGCUGAGUGAUGCGCUGCGGAUCACGGUGUAUAAUAUUUGCGGCGGGAUUAUUAAUUAUUACAACCAGGGAGGCAGCGUGUGCAGGCCGGGGGGUGCGGGCGAGGGCGGCAAGCCGGUGCAGGUGCAGGCGCUGCACCCGGGCAGUCAGCAGCAGCGCGCGUUUGUGACGCGGCCGAAUAACUACCGGUAGGAGAGGAAGGAAGAAGAAGUGGAAGAAGCGAGGUAGAAGGGAGGAUGAAGUAAGGCGGUGUGUGGCUGGUAGCCGUGGUAGGAUGUGGUGGUGGUGGUGGCGAUGGAGGGGUAAAGAGGAAACAAGGAACUGACCGCGUGAUAAGACGAUGCCUGUUUAACAAGACGCACUUUGACCGCCAGAGCAGCAGCAGCAGCAGCGCCGUUAAAGGAGAUACCCGCCAGCGCACUCACAUGGCAUGCAUGUCUUACAAGGAACAUGGUGGAGAAGUCGAAUAAUAAAUGAGAGUUGAGGGUAUGUGACCCUUUUGGCCUCACGUGCCCCGUACCGCAUCGAGGCAAGCCUCUAUAGCCGCACAGCCCACUACAGCCCCUGGCCCCAGCAGUUUACUUUAAAGAAUCACUCUCUCCUUUGCCCUGUACGUGUCUCGACUUGCU
This is a messenger RNA of Astrephomene gubernaculifera, 2717 nucleotides long. The record is from the annotation of a GenBank genome assembly. Lineage: Eukaryota; Viridiplantae; Chlorophyta; Chlorophyceae; Chlamydomonadales; Astrephomenaceae.